AUGUCUUCUCCCAAGCUCAUUACUGUCUUUGGUGCCACUGGCUCUCAAGGCGGCAGUGUGGUGCAGUCCUUGCUUCAGAACAAGUCCCAGUCCUUCAAGAUCCGAGGAAUCACUCGCAAUCCUGAUUCCGAAAAAGCCAGGUCUCUUUCUGAGCAUGGCGUUGAGAUCGUCAAGGCUGACGGUGUGGUCAAGGAAGAGGUGAUUGAAGCUUUCAGGGGCAGCUGGGGAGUCUUUGCCAACACCAACUCGGAUGAUCCUUCAAUGAACCAAGAAGGUGGCCCUACUGAACUUGAUGUAGGUAAGAGCCUUGUGGAUGCGGCCGCAGAGGCAGGAGUUCGUCACUUUGUGUACAGCGGUAUGGCCUCUGCAUCUGAAACCACUGGAGGUGCGGUUCCCAACAAGGCUUUUGACAUAAAACAUGCUGUUGGGGAGUAUGCAAAGAGCAAGGGGUUUGAGACCGUCAACAUUGUCAGCCCAGGCUGGUACAUGGAGAACCAUCUCGUUGAAGAAUUUGCCCCAGCGUUAGGCGGUUUCCCUUUCACUUCUGAUGAGGAGGACUACUACACUCUUCAUGUUCCCCGCUGGGGCGGCAAUGAAGAAAUCCCCUUCAUCUCCAUUGGAGACGACUAUGGUGAUCUUGUUCAUGGCAUCUUCCUCGAACCCAAGAAGUACAACGGACGUCUCGUCCAAGGAAUCAGCGCCAGCGAAACGGCUGAGAAGCUUGUUUCUGAGUUUGAAAAUGUGACGGGAAAGAAGGCUCGAUUUAUACCCAUCGAGGACUGGAAGACCAUGGAGACUUACGGCGAUCAAUCCUUUGAGACUGUCAAGUACAUGUUCGGUUUCUGUCAGCACUCUGGCGGUUUGUACUAUGGAGUACCUAAUGACUUGAGCCCUGCUGCUGAGCUAAAGGCGAAGGCGGCUGAGGCUAAGGGGCAGUCGGGCGAUGCCAAGUUGAUGGCUCUUGGGGGCUUUUGGAAGAAGUAUUUCGCUUCUUGA
Fusarium redolens is the source of this 996-nucleotide messenger RNA. RefSeq lists its product as uncharacterized. The transcript has 4 exons. Bases 1 to 996 code for a protein of 331 amino acids. NCBI's taxonomy places the organism in Eukaryota, Fungi, Ascomycota, Sordariomycetes, Hypocreales, Nectriaceae. The record is from RefSeq and is a predicted model, not a curated record.